AUGCUGCAGACCGUCAAGCCGAAGAACGCGCGCUCGAAGCGCGCGCUGGAGAAGCGUGAGUCGAAGGAGCACGAAAAUGCCAAGACAGCCAUCUUCGUCAAGGGCACCAAGACCUCCGAUAAGGUGAAUCUCGCGCUCGCGGAGCUCGCCGCGCUCAAGAAGCCGGAUGCCAUGCCGUUCAACAAGCACAAUGAUGUGCUUCCCUUCGAGGAUGCGUCGAGCAUCGAGUUCUGGGGACAGAAGAAUGACGCGAGUCUCUUCGUCGUGGGCAGCAGCCAGAAGAAGCGGCCUCACAACCUCUGCUGGGUCCGCCUGUUCGACGGCCAGGUGCUCGACAUGCUCGAGAUGGGCAUCGUCCAGGCCACCAGCAUGAACGCAUUCAAGUCGAACAAGCCGAGCAUCGGCAUGCGCCCCCUGUUCCACUUCUCGGGUCCCGAGUUCAGCAUGGACGCCGGCGCUGACCGCCUCGCCGCGGCGGGCGCGGACCCCGAGCCGAAGGGCGCCUACCUGCACCUCAAGUCGCUCCUCCUCGACUUUUACCGCGGCGAGGAGCUCAGCCCGAACAACAUCGCCCUGGGCGGCCUCGAGCAUGUCAUCUCAGUGAGCGUAGCUCCCUCAAGCGGCACACAGGACGCGGCGGCCGGCGCACCCGGCGCGGACGAUCUCGCGAGCCUCUACCGCGCGGCGGGCCUGCCCACGCAGGUGACCGGUGCCAGCGCCGUGCACCGCUGCCCGCCGUGCACCAUCCUGUUCCGUGUGUAUGCUGUCAAGAUGCUGGCCUCCGGCACGAAGACGCCGCGCAUCGAGCUGGAGUUGUGCGGGCCGUCGCUCGACUGGGAGCUGCGCCGCCGCCUACCGGCCAGCAUGGACCGCAUGACGCAGGCCCUCAAGCGCCCCAAGUCAGCUGAGCAGAAGAGCACGCAGGGCAAGGGCAAGCGCAAGAACAUCGACACGGACGAGAUGGGUGACAUGGUCGGUCGCGUACACUUGGGCCGCCAAGAUCUCUCGUCGCUUCAGGUCAAGAAGGCCAAGGGCUUGCGUGGCGCGCCUGCGUUCGACGACGAGGAUGAGCAGCCCUUGGAGGAGGAAGACGACACUGAAGAAGACGAUGCAUAG
Malassezia sympodialis ATCC 42132 is the source of this 1116-nucleotide messenger RNA. It is a transcript of the gene RPF2, whose product is annotated as rRNA-binding ribosome biosynthesis protein RPF2. Gene Ontology annotation, molecular function: rRNA binding. Gene Ontology annotation, biological process: ribosomal large subunit assembly; maturation of LSU-rRNA from tricistronic rRNA transcript (SSU-rRNA, 5.8S rRNA, LSU-rRNA). Gene Ontology annotation, cellular component: nucleolus. NCBI's taxonomy places the organism in Eukaryota, Fungi, Basidiomycota, Malasseziomycetes, Malasseziales, Malasseziaceae. The record is from RefSeq and is a predicted model, not a curated record.